Messenger RNA from Lagenorhynchus albirostris (white-beaked dolphin), 829 nucleotides. RefSeq names its product lysophospholipase like 1 (gene LYPLAL1). The transcript is spliced from 5 exons. Gene Ontology annotation, cellular component: cytoplasm. The record is from RefSeq and is a predicted model, not a curated record. Bases 26 to 724 code for a protein of 232 amino acids. Gene Ontology annotation, molecular function: carboxylic ester hydrolase activity; palmitoyl-(protein) hydrolase activity. NCBI's taxonomy places the organism in Eukaryota, Metazoa, Chordata, Mammalia, Artiodactyla, Delphinidae. Gene Ontology annotation, biological process: protein depalmitoylation.
UGAAUCUCUAGUCGUGGCGGCAGUCAUGGCGGCUGCGUCGGGUUCAGUUCGCCUACAACGCUGCGUGGUGUCGCCGGCUGGGAGGCACAGCGCCUCUCUGAUCUUCCUGCAUGGCUCAGGUGAUUCUGGACAAGGAUUGAGAACGUGGAUCGAGCAAGUUUUAAAUCAAGAUUUCACAUUCCAACAUGUAAAAGUUAUUUAUCCAACAGCUCCUCCCAGGCCAUAUACUCCUUUGAAAGGAGGAUUCUCCAAUGUAUGGUUUGACAGAUUUCAAAUAUCUAAUGACUGCCCAGAACACCUUGAAUCAAUUGAUGUAAUGUGUCAGGUGCUUACAGAUUUGAUUGAUGGUGAAGUAAAAAGUGGUAUCAAGAAGAACAGGAUAUUAGUAGGAGGAUUUUCUAUGGGAGGGUGCAUGGCAAUGCAUUUAGCAUACAGAAAUCAUCAGGAUGUGGCAGGAGUAUUUGCUCUUUCUAGUUUUCUGAAUAAGACAUCUGCUGUUUACCAGGCUCUUCAGAAAAGUGAUGGUGUCCUCCCUGAGUUAUUUCAGUGUCAUGGUACCGCAGAUGAGUUAGUUCUUCAUUCUUGGGGUGAAGAGACAAACUCAGUGUUAAAAUCUCUAGGCGUGAGGACAAAGUUUCAUAGUUUCCCAGGUGUUUACCAUGAGUUAAGCAAAGCUGAGCUAGAAAAACUGAAGUCAUGGAUUCUUACAAAGCUACCAGACUGAAUGAGUCAAGAUUGAUUUGUUAAUAUGUAAGUAAUGUCUUUAUGAAAAGUGAUUUUUGCUGCCAAAUUCUAAUGUGAUAAACAAUGAUUAAAAUAUUAAAAAAUA